AUGGGAUUUUCAGACUUGAAGAAUGCAAUUAAAAAGAUUGACCAAUCCUUGAAGGAAAAAAAUAGAGCUAAAGGAGGAGGUAGAAGUGCCGACAAAGCUCAGCAAUCGUAUCCUAACCAAGAGAAAGCAUACCAACCUAGUCAUGACAACGCACAAGUACCACUUGCAGCUGAUAACGAUAUAUUCGCUAAACCUAUUGCUACUUCGGAACCUCCAUCAAUUUUCAAGAGAACUCAACAUGCUCAACCACCUCAAGGUUGUUCAUGUGGAGAAUCGGAUGAUCCAGUCCAAACUAAUAACUUUUCAAAUAACUUAACAUUAGGGGACCAAACAUUUCCAGUAUGGACAUUACCAUAUUCUCUUUGGUAUACCAUGGAUCCUGAUCAAGACGUGGGGUUUGCUUUCAACCACACUGAUGCGUCGCAAAGAGUAUUCGGGCCAGACCCAGAUUCCAACCCGGCUCAAUUUUAUUUUAAUCCACCCAAGAUUAAAUCUUUUGUUCUAUCUGGGGCUAACUUCAGGGAUAACAAUGUUAGCGUAAAAUUAGAAAAUCACAACAAAUUAUCAGUUACAUCUAAACUUGUCUUGGAUAAUGAUGCUAACAAAAACGUCACUGUUCCACUUGUCCAUGGAAUGGGAUUCAUUACUGCUAUUUAUAACAACAUACAGCCUGUGAUCGCUUCGCAAGUUGGUGUUCAAGACUUUAAGCACGUAGGUCUGGUUGGUAACGUUACUAAAUACAAAGUGACUUUGUUUAAUCAAGUUGUUUGGUCAUUAUACGUUUCUGGCGAUACUAGCAUAAAGCUAAAUUUGCAAGAUCCUAAUCAUAUAGUUGCCGAUAAAGUUUCCAGUAAUUCUAUAAUUCAGAUUUGUCGUGGUGAAUCAAAAUUUUAUGAUGAUAGCUGUGGUAUCUACGCCGACUCUUGUCAUCUUCAGGGAUCAUGCACUUCAGGAGAUGGCAAAAUCUGCCAAUACAAAUUUAUCUAUGGAAUGAAGGGUAGUUCCAAGUCAGGAAAUGGUAUUGUUUGGUGUCUUCCGCAUCAUCAAGAAGUGUUAACUAACGAAAUAAAGAAAAGAGAUACGAAAUUGGAAUUAGAUUCAACAACCAAAGGUUUGAUGAAGGCAUAUGCCACUAAUGAAUUGAUUAUGGAAGAAACAGAUUUACCAGUAGCUGUUAAUUGGGAACCAUGGUCUUCUCUUAGCUCUUUUAAAGGCAAACCUUCAUAUUCAGAGGGGGCGAAGAAUAUAAUAAGGACCGCUGCUGAAGAUGAAGUUCAACAAGAUGUUGUCGGUAUGGCGAAUAUAGAUUCUAUGUAUACAUCGGGAAAGAUUUUAGACAAAUUUGCAUACAUUGCGUAUGUUUGCCAUUUUAUAUUGCAAGAUGAUAAAUUAACCUCCACUAUCCUUCCCAAAGUACAGGAAGCAAUUGAAAUAUUUGCUCGCAAUCAUCAGAAGUUCCCAUUAGUCUAUGAUUUGUCCUGGAAAGGAUUAAUAUCUUCCGCAGAACCGGGCGCCGAUUUUGGAAACUCAAAUUACAAUGACCAUCAUUUCCAUUAUGGGUAUCAUAUUCAUGCUAUUGCUCUCGUAGCGAAGGUUGAUGAAUCUUUCGGAAAGAAUGAAUGGCUCCAUAAAAAUGAUAAUUUAGUGCUUAACUAUGCAUUGACAUUACUUAGGGACGUUGCCAAUCCCUCUAAAGAUGACAAGUACUUCCCUCAGUCAAGGUCAUUUGACUGGUAUCAUGGACAUUCUUUUGCGCAUGGUAUAUUUGCUUCGGGCGAUGGAAAAGAUGAAGAGUCUUCAUCAGAAGAUUAUCAUUUCGCAUAUGGUAUGAAACUUUUUGCUAAGAUUAUUAAGGAUUCGAAUAUGGAAGUUCGAGCAAACUUAAUGUUAGCAAUUAUGAAGAGAUCAAUGAAUAUGUACAUGUUAUAUUCUGAUGAUAACAAAAUUCAACCUAAGAGAUUUAUUAAAAAUAAAGUUGCGGGUAUUUCUUUUGAAAAUAAGAUUGAUUUUGCAACUUACUUUGGUAGAGGCCAAAUUGCAGAUGAAUGGAUUCAUGGAAUCCAUAUGCUACCAAUCACGCCGGUCUCAUCCUAUAUUAGAAAUGGGGACUUUGUUCAAGAGGAAUGGGACCAGAAAUUGGCAGGAAUUAUAGACCAAAUCACUGAUGGCUGGAAAGGCAUAUUAAUGUUGAAUUUUUCUCUUACUAAUCCUAAGCAAUCAUGGAAAUGGUUUUCAAGAAAAGAUUGGGAUAAUACGUUGAUAGAUAAUGGUAUGUCGAGAACUUGGUCUUUGGCAUAUAUAGCUGGUAUUGGAGGAUCUGAUUGA
Debaryomyces fabryi is the source of this 2325-nucleotide messenger RNA. RefSeq names its product Acf2p (gene ACF2). Gene Ontology annotation, molecular function: endo-1,3(4)-beta-glucanase activity; glucan endo-1,3-beta-D-glucosidase activity. NCBI's taxonomy places the organism in Eukaryota, Fungi, Ascomycota, Pichiomycetes, Serinales, Debaryomycetaceae. The coding region runs from base 1 to 2325 and encodes 774 amino acids. The record is from RefSeq and is a predicted model, not a curated record. The transcript has a single exon. Gene Ontology annotation, cellular component: cell surface.